AUGGUGGUGAUAGCGCUACCGGCCUGUACGAGCUUGGACAAGCUUCGCGACGAUGCGCGCGGGGUGAGCUUUCAUCCAUGUCCCGGGCAGAUCGUGGCACAAACUAGGUUGGCGGCGGUCGAUAUUGCGCCCGACUCGCCCAUUGCCCAGCAGAUCUGGGACACCCAUCCCACCCCCGACGCAUACUGGAUCGCACAGCUUCCAGUGCCUCCGCAACUUGCGCCUCCGCAACUUCCACCGCUCCCCGUCAUGCCGCCUCCGCGCAUGAUCAAAUACGUCAGAUCCUUCGAUGCUACGCUCGACGACGAUCUCUUGCCCCUCCCCUAG
Molecule: messenger RNA, 327 nt
Organism: Moesziomyces antarcticus
Lineage: Eukaryota; Fungi; Basidiomycota; Ustilaginomycetes; Ustilaginales; Ustilaginaceae
Exons: 2
Coding region: 1-327 (108 amino acids)
Source: RefSeq, a predicted model, not a curated record